CAGAGUGAUAUAAGCUCAUGUUGACACAACACCAGCUUUUUAUGUGACAGGAGAAGCAAGGAAAACACAGGUUUAAUUUAGACAGACUUUUGCCCUCGAUAUCAGAAUGGAUUCAAUCUUUUCAGUAUUUGGAUCUUAUGUUGACUGGGAUGUCAAAAGUCUGCUGCUCUUCACUGCAGUUUUCAUCCUCACUGCAGAUUUUAUUAAGAACCGUCGGCCAGACAGCUUCCCUCCAGGACCCCGGGCAUUUCCUAUUGUGGGCAACAUAUUCACUUUGGAUUACAACAGGACCCAUGAGAGUGUAACACAGUUAGCCGGGAUAUAUGGAGAUGUGUACAGCCUACGAAUGGGCCAGACAUGGAUCGUGGUGUUAAACGGGUUCGAGGUUCUUAAAGAAGUUCUGGUAAAUCAGGGAGACAGUGUAGCGGACCGCCCAUAUCAAGCUCUGAUACAGGACAUAUCCCAUGAGCAAGGUUUAGUUUUCAGUAGUGGGAACGGAUGGAAGCAGCAGAGGCGUUUUGCACUUACAACCCUCAAAUAUUUUGGAUUUGGCAAGAAAUCCCUUGAACUCGUCAUCUUGGAAGAAUUUACAUAUUGUGCAAAAGACUUCAGAAGCUAUAAAGGUAAGCCAUUCAAUCCACACCUCAUCAUCAGCAACGCUGUCUCCAACAUCAUCUGCUCCCUGGUGUUUGGUCAUCGCUUUGACUACAGUGAUGAGAAGUUCAUGAAACUGAUGAAGUGGUUUGGCGAAGCUCUCGAAAAGCAAGUCUCCAUUUGGGCCCAGCUUUACAACGCGUUCCCUCUGCUGAUGAGACGUUUGCCAGGGCCCCAUCAGACAGUCAAGCACAUCUGGAACAAUACAAAGGACUUCAUAAGAGCAGAGGUUAAGGAGCACAAACAGAACUGGGAUCCCUCAGACCGAAGAGACUACAUCGACUGCUACCUGAAUGAGAUUCAGAUGAGUAAGGAGCAGGCUGACCAUACUUUUGAUGAGGAAAACAUGGUUAUGUGUGUCUUGGAUCUGUUUGUGGCUGGCUCUGAGACCACAUCCACCACCCUGCGCUGGGCUUUCCUCUACAUGGCAAAGUACCCUGAGAUCCAGGAAAAAGUCCAGGCUGAGAUAGACAGAGUGAUUGGACAGUCCAGAGAGCCGUCCAUGGAAGAUCGUGCAAACCUGCCCUACACUGACGCCGUCAUACACGAGGUCCAGAGGAUGGGCAACAUAGUUCCUCUCAGCCUGCCUCAUGUUACCAACAGAGACGUCCAGCUGGGAGGCUACACAAUCCCAAAGGGAGUUGCAAUAAUCCCCAAUCUGACCUCGGUGCUGUAUGACAAAAAUGAGUGGGAGACGCCCGACACCUUUAACCCAGGACACUUUCUGAACGAGGAGGGCAAGUUUGUGAAGCCAGCUGCUUUCAUCCCGUUCUCUGCUGGUAAGCGGCAGUGUCCCGGGGAGAACCUGGCCAAGAUGGAGCUUUUCCUCUUCUUCACCUCCCUAUUGCAGCACUUCACCUUCUCCAUGCCUGCUGGGGUGAAGCCUGUUAUGGACUAUCACUUUGGCAUCACUCUGACACCUCUUCAAUAUGAAAUCUGCGCAACCUCACGCUAAGGGUAGCUCUGACAUGCAAGAUGCUAAAGUAAUAUGUUUUUUUCUGUCUUCAUUACUCAUGAUUAUGUCACUGUGACAGGGUUUAAUGAAUAUAUCAAACUGAUAUAUUUGGCUUUAAUCAUAGAUGACAUUUCAUGGGAUCCACUGUAGAUAUUUUCUAUGAUCAUUCAGGCUGCAAAUGUGUGAUAUAGUUAUUUUAUUUGCACUUUUCGUUUUGUUUAAUUGCAGUGACACUUCUGGUUUUUAAGGCUAGUUUAGCUUAGCCUGGCUCAAUUGUUUGAUAUUUUCAAUUUUUCAUUUACAAAGGUGAAUGAGUCACUUUGUCUACUGCUUACCAUAAAACAUUCUCAUAACGUGAAAAUGGACGGACUCAAAUUACAACAUACCAUCUUAAAAGCAGAAACGUUGUCACUGAGUGUCAAAAUCCCA
Messenger RNA from Sebastes umbrosus (honeycomb rockfish), 2038 nucleotides. Its product is annotated as cytochrome P450 2J6-like. Gene Ontology annotation, molecular function: oxidoreductase activity, acting on paired donors, with incorporation or reduction of molecular oxygen, reduced flavin or flavoprotein as one donor, and incorporation of one atom of oxygen; iron ion binding; heme binding. Gene Ontology annotation, biological process: xenobiotic metabolic process. Gene Ontology annotation, cellular component: cytoplasm; intracellular membrane-bounded organelle. Lineage: Eukaryota; Metazoa; Chordata; Actinopteri; Perciformes; Sebastidae. The coding region runs from base 107 to 1609 and encodes 500 amino acids. The transcript is spliced from 9 exons. The record is from RefSeq and is a predicted model, not a curated record.